ACACAUGAUUCCCUAGUGCAACUGCUAUGUGCAUUUGCCAGGCAUUUCCACCCCUUAGAGUUCCCCAUAGUUUGAAGUCUGAAUCUGACCCCUGUUCUGCUUCUCAAGGUAACUUUAAAACAGGAAGUGUACAAAAGAGGUAACUGAUGACGUGAACAGCCAAUCGUGGCUUUGUGUUCUUAGCCAAUAAAGCAGUUCAGCCAAUGGGAUCACAGUGGAGGCAAGGUUUGGUGUCAAAUAGCAUGCUAGAUUGAAUGCCUUUGACUGUUAAAGUGGAAGGAGGCUGCAGGGCUUCAUUGGAGCCUCGGAGUUUUUCACUGAGGCAGGGGUCAGCUGAAAGACAAAGAAAAAUGGCGAAUAGUUUGUUGGGGGGUGGGAGGACAGCUGUUCGGGCUUUCACUGGAGUGGACAUUCCAGACUCAGGUUUCUGCAUCUCCUGCUGCCUUUUGUUUCCUCCGUCCUUUGGGGGGGAGGGAUAGGAGUGACUUAAAUUCUCCCAGUCCGAGGAGGUAUAAAUAACUACAUGUAAAAUUAAUGCAGUUCCCGCUGCCCUGUGGGAUAUUGCUGUAGAUGAUAGAGAAGUUUCUAAGAAGUUAAGAAAUUUGCUCAAGAUCACAGUUCACCAGAGAGCUAAGAACCCCCAGUUGUCACGAUGUCCACAGAAGGAGGAUUUGGUGGUACUAGCAGCAGUGAUGCCCAGCAAAGCCUACAGUCAUUCUGGCCUCGGGUCAUGGAAGAAAUCCGGAAUUUAACAGUGAAAGACUUCCGAGUGCAGGAACUCCCAUUGGCUCGUAUUAAGAAGAUUAUGAAACUGGAUGAAGAUGUGAAGAUGAUCAGUGCAGAAGCGCCUGUACUCUUUGCCAAGGCAGCCCAGAUUUUUAUCACAGAGUUGACUCUUCGAGCCUGGAUUCACACAGAAGAUAACAAGCGCCGGACUCUACAGAGAAAUGAUAUCGCCAUGGCAAUUACAAAAUUUGAUCAGUUUGAUUUUCUCAUCGAUAUUGUUCCAAGAGAUGAACUGAAACCUCCAAAGCGUCAGGAGGAGGUGCGCCAGUCUGUAACUCCUGCCGAGCCAGUCCAGUACUAUUUCACGCUGGCUCAGCAGCCCACCGCUGUCCAAGUCCAGGGCCAGCAGCAAGGCCAGCAGACCACCAGCUCCACGACCACCAUCCAGCCUGGGCAGAUCAUCAUCGCACAGCCUCAGCAGGGCCAGACCACACCUGUGACAAUGCAGGUUGGAGAAGGUCAGCAGGUGCAGAUUGUCCAGGCCCAGCCACAGGGUCAAGCCCAGCAGGCCCAGAGUAGCACUGGACAGACCAUGCAGGUGAUGCAGCAGAUCAUCACUAACACGGGAGAGAUCCAGCAGAUCCCGGUGCAGCUGAACGCCGGCCAGCUGCAGUAUAUCCGCUUAGCCCAGCCUGUAUCAGGCACUCAAGUUGUGCAGGGACAGAUCCAGACACUUGCCACCAAUGCUCAACAGAUUACCCAGACAGAGGUCCAGCAAGGACAGCAGCAGUUCAGCCAGUUCACAGAUGGACAGAGGAACAGCGUGCAGCAAGCUCGAGUCUCUGAGCUAACGGGAGAGGCAGAGCCCAGAGAAGUGAAAGCCACAGGAAAUUCAACUCCCUGCACCUCUUCCCUGCCCACCACACACCCCCCCUCACACCGGGCUGGUGCCUCCUGUGUCUGCUGCUCCCAACCCCAGCAGAGCUCCACUUCCCCUCCUCCUUCUGACGCCUUGCAGUGGGUGGUGGUUGAGGUAUCUGGGACCCCCAACCAGCUCGAGACCCAUAGGGAGCUGCAUGCCCCUCUCCCAGGGGUGACCUCACUCUCUCCUCUCCACCCCUCGCAGCAGCUCUACCAGAUCCAGCAAGUCACCAUGCCUGCGGGCCAGGACCUCGCCCAGCCCAUGUUCAUCCAGUCAGCCAACCAGCCCUCCGACGGGCAGGCCCCCCAGGUGACCGGCGACUGAGGGCCUGAGCUGGCAAGGCCAAGGACACCCAACACAAUUUUUGCCAUACAGCCCCAGGCGAUGGGCACAGCCUUCCUCCCCAGAGGACCCGGCCGACCUCAGCGCCUCCUGCAGGCUAGGACACUGGUGCACUACGCCCCAUGCCUGGGGGCCAAGAUUCUCCAGCAGAAAGAUGCAAUAUUUUUUGUUUCCUUUUUUUUCCAUUUUUUUCUCCAAGGAAUCAAUAUUUCAAUAUGUUGAGCUAUGUGUCCAAUGCUAUGAAAUUAAAAUAUUAAAUAACAUAUUUAUGGCAUUUUCUUGAAGAGUGUGGUUAAAGAAAUAUUUCUUCUUUUGUUUUUUUUUGUUGUUGUUUGUUACCGCCACUUCUUUUUAGGAGCAAAUCUCCCCAGGGGUGUAUGGUAUUUCUUGACUCUUGGAACAGCUGCUACCCCCAAGACUUGCCACGUUGUUCUGCCCUCAGAUGGAAUUAGGUGAAUGUGUGUAGCUGCUUUUUCACUCGUGGUCCUCUCCCCAUCCCUUGCUCUUACGCCAGAGCUCUGUGUAUUUGCAUCCAGAGGCCAUGGAAACAUUCCUUGCAUUUAAGAGAUUUAUUCCCCAUGGAGAGUGGGUGGGUUCAUUGCCACACUCUUUUCUCCCAGGGACCCAGGAGACUAGGACUUUGUGCGUUUGCUGCCCACCUCCCCUUUAUUUUUUAAAUGCAUUAAACACUGUGCUAGUCUCCUUUGCAUGGACUUCAGACUGCAUGAAAUGCAAUAAAUCUCAUUUUAGAUAA
This is a messenger RNA of Macaca mulatta (Rhesus monkey), 2744 nucleotides long. It is a transcript of the gene NFYC, whose product is annotated as nuclear transcription factor Y subunit gamma. Gene Ontology annotation, biological process: regulation of transcription by RNA polymerase II. Lineage: Eukaryota; Metazoa; Chordata; Mammalia; Primates; Cercopithecidae. Gene Ontology annotation, cellular component: nucleus; CCAAT-binding factor complex. Gene Ontology annotation, molecular function: protein heterodimerization activity; DNA-binding transcription activator activity, RNA polymerase II-specific; RNA polymerase II cis-regulatory region sequence-specific DNA binding. The record is from RefSeq and is a predicted model, not a curated record.